Messenger RNA from Penicillium samsonianum, 1395 nucleotides. RefSeq names its product pyridoxal phosphate-dependent decarboxylase family protein. Gene Ontology annotation, molecular function: carbon-carbon lyase activity; pyridoxal phosphate binding. The transcript has a single exon. The record is from RefSeq and is a predicted model, not a curated record. Gene Ontology annotation, biological process: carboxylic acid metabolic process. NCBI's taxonomy places the organism in Eukaryota, Fungi, Ascomycota, Eurotiomycetes, Eurotiales, Aspergillaceae. Bases 1 to 1395 code for a protein of 464 amino acids.
AUGGAUUCUGGCUUCCCAAACUUCCUGAUCAAGGACCAGAUGCUUCUUGAUGGUGACAAAAUCAUUAAGCCGGCUAAGAACGACGAAUUGGCCAAAAUCCGCAAAAUAUCCACCCCAGGUCUCUCUAGGCCGCUCGAAGAUGUUCUCAAAGAUGCGAAGGAAAUCUUCUCACUUGGCUUUAGAGUCGGCAACCCACGAUUCUUCUCCUUCGUUCCAUCUCCGGCUUCACCCUGGUCCUGGGUCGGAGAUAGUUUAACCUCCGCAUACAAUCCGUUUGGUGGAUGUUUCGAAGCUGCAUCGGGUGUUUGCCAGGUGGAAGAAACUCUAAUCGCCUGGGCGGCAGAGAAGUUUGGACUGCCCCCAACAGCAGGAGGCCAAUUUGUAUCGGGAGGCUCAAUAGCGAAUCUGACUGCCUUAACAGUCGCUCGAGAUCAGAUCUUAGAGGAUGGCGAGGCGCGACUCAAGGGCGUUGCCUACAUUUCGAGCCAGACUCACUUUUGCAUCAAGAAAGCGCUCAAAAUCAUGGGACUUUUAGAUCACCAAGUCAGGACCAUUGAAGUCGACGACGGCUUUCGCAUGAGUCUCCCGCAUCUCGAACAAGCCAUUCAAAGUGACCUUAAACUUGGUCUCAAACCAUUCGUCGUUAUUGCAACCUGUGGAACCACCAACACCGGGAGUAUCGAUCCCAUGAGCGAGAUUUCGGCAAUCACCAAGACAUAUGGCAUGUGGAUGCAUGUCGAUGCUGCCUACGGUGGUUCUGUGGCUUUUUCGUAUUCCCGGCGAGAUGUGCUCUCAGGAAUUGGUCAGGCAGACAGUAUUGCAUGGGAUGCUCAUAAAUGGCUUUUUCAGACACACGGCUGCGGUGCCACCAUUUUUCGUGAAAAAUCGAAAGCACUCAAGAGCUUCGCCACAACGGCCACCUACGUGGAAGGUGUCGACGAGUGCGCGGACCAAAACCCGUGGAACUACGGGAUUGAGCUGACUCGACCGGCUCGGCAUAUGCGACUAUGGUUUUCAUUACAAGUGAUGGGCAUGGACCUGAUUGACCGCAUGAUAUCGCAUGGCUUCGAAAUCUCUGAAUACGUGGAAGAGGAGCUAAGAAAACGCAGUGGCUGGGAGAUCCUAUCCCCAAGCUCCUUGGCCAUCAUCAAUUUCCGUUUUGCACCUGAAGAGUUGAAAAAGCCAGCCCUGGACGCUAUCAACAGUGAAAUCUCUUCACAACUAAUGGCUCGUAACGUGGCCGUUAUUUUUACAACAAAGCUCAAUGGGAUGGUUUCUCUGCGCAUGUGCACCAUCAACCCCGAAACGACUCGAGAUGAUAUUGCGGAUGUCGUCAAGGCACUUGACGAUACUGCCAGGGAGAUCCUCACUCAAAUUCGAUUGAACGAACUUUGA